AUGAAGCAGAGACAGCCUGGGGUGGUUGAGGCCCCGCCAGGGGUCUGUGAACCCAAAAUGGAUGGCUCUCGUUUUGAUUUGAUCCGCCAGAGGUUGGGCUUUGAUGCUUACUGCCCUUCUGACGAUGGCCGUCUUGUUGUUUUUUAUUCUACUGAAUUCUCUUGCUCUAUUGUGGGUCAAUCCUCUCAGUAUUUGGCCCUUCGUGUGAGGCAUUCUCAGUUGCGAACUGAGGUGGUUGGGGUCUUUAUGCAUGCGGCCUGCUCUGUCAGGGACCGCCGCGAGCUUUGGGCGGACUUACGGACACUGCAGGUGUUGGGGCUGCCUCUUAUCUUUCAUGGGGAUUUUAAUGUUAUCUUGUAUGCGGAGGAGAAGAGAGGAGGUCGGAAUUUUUGCAGGGCUGGGUCGGAGGACUUUCAUGAUUUCAUACAGGAUUUGGACUUAACAGAUGUGGGUUUUUCUGGGAACCAGUUCACGUGGUGUAAUAAUCGUCAGGGUAGGGCGCGGGUCUGGAAGAGGCUGGAUCGUGUCCUGGUUGAUCGUGGCUGGUUGGGAAGUGGUGUGGUGCCGUCGGUUCUUCACCUGGCUCGCACUGCUUCUGACAUUCCCCGUUGCUGGUUUCUUACUUGCUUUCAGGCUUGUCCUCUCCGAGGAGUUUCCGAUUCCAAGACGUUUGGCUUCGGCAUGAUAGUUUUCAGGGUGUAG
Coffea eugenioides is the source of this 702-nucleotide messenger RNA. RefSeq lists its product as uncharacterized. The record is from RefSeq and is a predicted model, not a curated record. NCBI's taxonomy places the organism in Eukaryota, Viridiplantae, Streptophyta, Magnoliopsida, Gentianales, Rubiaceae. Gene Ontology annotation, molecular function: catalytic activity. The transcript has 2 exons. The coding region runs from base 1 to 702 and encodes 233 amino acids.